Molecule: messenger RNA, 1618 nt
Organism: Cuscuta epithymum
Lineage: Eukaryota; Viridiplantae; Streptophyta; Magnoliopsida; Solanales; Convolvulaceae
Source: the annotation of a GenBank genome assembly
AAAUAGUCCAACAGAAACCGGCAAAGUGUGUGUCCACAAGGACAGCUUUGUAAUCUCCGAUUGUUCAGUUUGUUCUAGCCGGGAAAUCCAAAUCCUCGACAAAUUGCAGCCGUAAAACCCUAGGAUAACAGAGUGGCAGGUUUAGGGAGCACUAUGUGAAUUUCAACCUCUGCUCACUCUGUUCAGUACUAAAUCGACGCGAUUAAAGCCCGACCUUUGGAAUCACAUAUUCACAUAUACGUAUAAGCAUUUAUAUCGUUGAAAUAGAGUGUGAGUGAAAGAGCAAGGAUGGAUAAGAUUAUAGUCACACUGGAUAAUGGAACCACAUGCUCAGCAUGGAAUUACAACGGGCAGAGAUUAGCGGCUGGUUCGAUUGAUGGAACUUUGGCAAUCUACGAUUCAACUGAUCCAGAUUCCUCAGUUUUUAAUUGUUCUUCAAGAUUUGCGGUCCAUGAGACUGGUUUGGCCAAAAUUGUCUGGGUUCCACCUGAGUAUGGCGAUGGGGUUGCAUGCAUCAGUGAUACUGGGACUUUGUCAUUGUGGGAAGAAGUGUCAGAAGAUUCUGAGACUGUUCAGUGGGUGUUGUGCAAAUCCUUCGACAAAAACUCAAGCCGAGUUCUACAUAUUCAAUUUGGUGUCUCCCUUAAUAGCCUCAAAUUGGUAGUUGCAUAUUCUGAUGGCCAAGUCAAAAUAUUUGAGCUUCUAGAUCCAUUAAACUUGAAUAAUUGGCAACUUCAGGCUGAAUUUCAGAAUGCCAUCGAUUCCAUAUCAAAAAUUGGGAAGAUUUUAUGCCUCUCUGCCUCAAUUGCUUGGAACCCUUCAAAGGGUGAAACCCAACCGUCAAGUUUUGUUCUGGGAUUUAAUUCUGACACCCCACAGUUGAAUUCCUCCAAGGUUUGGGAAUUUGAUGAGCCUCAUCAGAGAUGGCUUCCAGUUGCAGAAUUAGCCUUGCCAUCAGACAAGGGUGACCAGGUUUUAGCAAUCGCAUGGGCCCCAAACAUCGGAAGGCCAUAUGAAGUAAUAGCUGUCUCUACUUACAAAGGGAUUGCAAUAUGGCAUGUUGGAUCAGAACCUGACCCCAAUGGGAGGCUUGCGACUGAGAAGGUUGCAUUGCUUUCGUCUUCCUGUGAUAAUGAGGUUUGGGAGAUGGAUUGGGACAUGAGUGGAAUGACACUUGCUACUACUGGGAGUGAUGGCCAGGUCCGCUUGUGGCAGUCCAACAUAGAUGGCAUUUGGCGUGAAAAGGCAAUAUUUGAUCCCACUACUACUUAGUCCGCUUCAUCUUAUCACCAGAUGUGAUUCUGAUAGAGUCGUAAGUCACUAACCUUGAAAAAAUCUGGCCCUCAUUGCUUUAGUUCUCUGUAUCUAUUUGAUUAGCUCCACAGCAGACUUCGUUCUCUGCAGAAAAUUUUGUUGCUGUGGGUCUUUGGGCUAUUUUGUAUUAUUAUUUAUUAUUUAUUUUGAUUAGUCAAAGGCCUGCUAGCUGAAGGCAUGUCAACAUAUGUAGCCAAGAGGGAGAUUUCAUUUGUGAAUUGUGACAUACUUCGAUGAAUUAACAUAUGUGGGGUUACUAAACACUCGAGCAAUGAAUGCAGCAAUUUGCUUCUAGUUAUUUUUU